GUCGUUUCCAUUUCCCCCUUUCAAAGUUUUUGAUUCCUCGACCAGAUCAGAUUUCAAGUUGUGAAAUCGAGAGAUAAGCUUUGGUUAACCAUGGCUGGUCGUUACGAUCGUAACCCAUUCGACGAACAAGAUGAAGUCAAUCCUUUUGCUAACCCUGGGAGUGUUCCCUCUGCUUCGAAUUCCAGAUUAUCGCCUUUGCCUCCCGAACCUGCUGGUUUUGCUUAUGGUGACAUUCCUCUUGACAGACCUGGGUCUGGUACACAGGAUUUGAAAAAAAAGGAGAAGGAGCUUCAAGCCAAAGAAGCUGAGCUAAGACGACGAGAGCAGGAUCUCAAACGGAAAGAGGAUGCUGCUGCACGAGCCGGAAUUGUUAUCGAGGCGAAAAACUGGCCACCCUUCUUCCCACUUAUCCACCAUGACAUUGCGAAUGAAAUUCCUGUUCGGCUCCAAAGGCUACAGUAUAUUGCAUUUGCAACAUAUUUGGGGUUGGUUCUUGCACUUUUCUGGAAUAUCAUCGCUGUUACUACCGCUUGGAUCAAAGGAGAAGGAGUAACAAUUUGGCUUCUCGCCGUUAUUUACUUCAUAUCGGGUGUCCCAGGAGGCUAUGUGUUAUGGUAUCGGCCUCUCUACCGUGCCUUCAGAAGUGAUAGUGCAUUCAACUUUGGAUGGUUUUUCUUGUUCUACAUGCUCCACAUACUUUUCUGCGUCUUUGCUGCAGUUGCUCCACCUAUUGUCUUCAAAGGAAAAUCACUUGCGGGCAUAUUACCUGCAAUAGAUGUGUUGAGCGCUCAGGCAUUGGUUGGGAUCUUCUACUUCAUCGGGUUUGGGUUAUUCUGCCUUGAAUCAGUGGUCAGCAUCUGGGUUAUUCAGCAAGUAUACAUGUACUUCCGAGGAAGCGGGAAAGCGGAUGAAAUGAGACGGGAUGCUGCAAGAGGAGCCAUGAGAGCUGCCAUAUGAGAAAAAUGAGAAUCAAUGAUUGUAGUCAUCUCUUCUGAAGCAUUGCAUGUGAUGUGUAAUGUUUACACUCUUUUUUCAGUUGUUAUUUAGCUUCACUGAUCAAUUUUUCUCUUGAGCUUUUUUUUUUGUUUUAGUUUUCUUUUUCAUCAGGUGUUCUUAAAAGUAGUAAACGUAAAGCUCAUGUAUAAAAAUGUGUUUGUUCAAUUUGAAUUCAGGCUAGUUACACAUUUUCAAACUA
Molecule: messenger RNA, 1195 nt
Organism: Arabidopsis lyrata subsp. lyrata
Lineage: Eukaryota; Viridiplantae; Streptophyta; Magnoliopsida; Brassicales; Brassicaceae
Product: secretory carrier-associated membrane protein 5
Exons: 12
Coding region: 91-957 (288 amino acids)
Biological process (GO): protein transport
Cellular component (GO): recycling endosome membrane; trans-Golgi network membrane
Source: RefSeq, a predicted model, not a curated record